AUGGCUUACGAGACCUAUCGCUACGGCACACCGCGCUUCAUGGACGAUAGCGUCUAUCGCUCCGGGUCCUCCGUAUCUUCAUCAGGCUCAAUCACAAGAGAUCCUCGCAACCCACGGACACCCUACAUCUCUUCACCGCGACCCGAAUACCGCCAAAUCGCCGUGGACGAACACGGAAUGGCCAUCGAUCCUCGUCGACAAUACGAGGACAGCUUGUAUCAACCGCACGGCCAAAUGUCUCGAUCAUAUCGCGAUGAACAACGACGACGGCAAGCACGCCUAAAACUCCAAGGUUUUUCUCGACGAUUUCUAAUUUGA
Zymoseptoria tritici IPO323 is the source of this 318-nucleotide messenger RNA. RefSeq lists its product as uncharacterized. The record is from RefSeq and is a predicted model, not a curated record. NCBI's taxonomy places the organism in Eukaryota, Fungi, Ascomycota, Dothideomycetes, Mycosphaerellales, Mycosphaerellaceae. Bases 1 to 318 code for a protein of 105 amino acids. The transcript has a single exon.